UCGCGUGCUGCAAGUCAUCGCGAGGACAAUCAUAACUGCCGUUACUGACAGCAUUGGCGUUCGCUGAAACACAACUUAAGACAUUCAGCAAAUCCGCCUGCGCUAGUAUUUACGUUCUCUGUGACAACAAUAGGAAAUUGUCUGAACGAAGGACGUAUUACAUAUUUUUGAAAAUAAUCGGGACAGGCAUUCUGAAACUUGGACGUCUGGUCACUAAUCAUGACGGUAGCAGCCUAUACCUGCAUACCAAAGUACCGACAUUCCUGUUGAACUUGGCAAACGACAUAAUCUAUCUUGCCAGAUAUCACUGACAAACACACUCGGAAAACAAAUGUUAUAUUACUGGGUAUCACCGGCCAGUUUGUAAUUAAAACUGCUACUUUAUAUCCGUAUCUUCGCCUGACAGCCAACUGGUUCGAAGUGAUAUCCAGCAACCAACGAACGAGGACGUCGUCAGUAAGAGGCGGGCUCAUUAGAAAUUUCAAAUUUUAUUAGAAGCCAAUCGAAUUUUCGUUUAAUACUACAUCACGAAUCAGCGUUCUUUUUUCUUUCUCUGCCAUGCUUCUGAACUGAUUUUAAACAACAAAAAAAAGCCCUUGUCUGGUCACAGAAUUACAAAUUAAGAUACACAGGUCAAUCCUGGAUUCACAGAGGCCGGUGAACUGAAAGUACACCAGGCAUAUGAGUUAGCCUGAUUUUUAGGCUUGUACCAUCUGAGUGCAGAUGUUACAUUCACUGAUGAAAGAGGAAGUAGAUUUUCAUACUUGCAAUCUCCUUGUGAGGAAAAAGUUUAUACCAGCAGUUCUGUAAAGGCAUGCUUAAAGCUUAAAGCUGUAGCUUACCAGGCCUAGAAAUGCAUAGGAAAAAAUGAGACAGAACGGAAGAGGUCUGCCCUGUCACACAUAUAUGCACACUUGCACGCAUGGACAGAUUUGAAAAUACAGCUGGAGCUGUAAAACAGGAAAUGGCUGUGGAUGAAGAUUGGCUGAGCAGCCGACUCCGACUGUGCCAGCUGAACGCGGAUUCGCUUCAGGGACGCAAUCAGGGUUUAUUGGGGGUGACUGUCAAUUAUCAGUUCUUCCCUCCACCAACAUAUGAAAAGUCCUCAGUCCUGAGAUCACUUGGAACAUAUGCCCAGGACCUGAAGGAUGCUGUUGGUAGGGAGGUAAAUACAAGUCAGGAACUACUGGGGGCAACGAGGGAUCAGAUCCUCAAUCAAUUCGCCCAGACACUGGCCAGAAGUGUCAUGCAGUCGGCUAGGUCUCAGUUAGGGAAUUCCGUCUGUGGACCCCGAGAAGAUGGUCAGGGUGAAGAGUUGGAGGCUGACAGAUCCCCCAGGGUUCCUGUCCUCAUGGAAGGCCAUGCGUGGGGAGGCGAGUGGGAGGUAGAGGGGGAUGACGACGAGUUGACCUGCGAUGAGGAUGUCCUCGAUUCUAACGCUGGCCUGCCCAGUGAGGGCUCCAUUGACUACCCCAACCCUCCUCCCACCUCCCCCCUCCUGCCUGAGAGAGCCAGCAGCCCCGUACUGUUCUGCAGGAAUCUCAAACGGGGGCUGGCUAAUGGAUUCCGUCCUUCCCCGCCACCCCCCACCCCCAAAGACUCAGUGCAAGGGAGUCCCACCUACAAGGAGGACAAGACAGACUUUGUGGCUCGGCUCCUGCGCUCGCUCUCCCUGGAGUGCAUGCAAGGAGGCCUGAACGUGUCGAAUGGUGAGCAAGAUGAGGUAAGAAGAGAUGUAGCCGCCCAGGUGGAGGUGUCCGGGCUGUCAGAAUAUGCCGCACACCUAUCUGCGGAAAUCAUUGGCUUUCUUGCCACCCACAACAUGGAACAUCCAGAGGAGCCAAAUGGAGGAGCACUCUUUGCUGGUAACCAGUCCAUGUGCACUCACCGAGAACCUACUCUGUCUCCUGGAUGUGACCUCCAGCCGGUGAACAAAAGCCCUGUGGACACAUGUAUCUCUAGCAGGUCAAUGGGCGAUGCGUCAGGGUAUGACAGACUCCAAGCAGCAGCCGAGCAGUGGGUAGAGAGGGCCCUGGCAGCCGCACUCCAGGAGGAGGCUGCAAAGCAGGAGAUGGCUGGUGACACGUCUUCACCAUGGAGGCAAACCAUGGACAUCGUGCCUAGCAGCAAGGCCCUAGGGAACAAGGAGGCCUCAUUGGCUUCUGACUCUGGGAUAAACAGUCCGGAGGAGUUUGCAAGGGCUCUAGUAAACAAGGCUAUGCAACAAGUCGUGCUUCAGAUGCAGCUGGACCAGGAGCGGAGACCACACCCUAGUCCUGGAACCCAGAGCUGUGGCAGAGUAAGACCGAUGCAGUGUGUUCCCCCUCCUCCACCCAGCUGCUGCUCCUUCGCCGCAGACGUAGCGGAGGAGGUGCUGAGGGGCUCCGUGUUAGCAGCUGCUAAGCAGGAUGUACAAAGGCGGACGACCCAUUGGGGCCCUGAGGGGUUAGAGAUCAGGGUGUUGCUGGGCAGCCAGACCCCGGGCAGCUUGCAGGUCCUGCAGGGCCUGAUCCUCUGGGCUGCCGCCUCCUACGUGGACGUGGGGAAGCUCCAGCUCACUCUGACGGACGUACGGCUUUACACACAGUUCUGCACCAUAGCCCAGAGGGCACAGCUGACUGGCUGGACUGUGGGAGACCUGGUCGAGUCACUGGUGUGGUUUUGUGAGCAGCUGGCCGAUGUGGGAGCCGGUCCGGAUGACUCUGCUCUGUUGGAGUGGCUGGAAAAGCAACUGAGACAAGACAGCUGACUGGGGAAGCCAACAGAGCAAGGCAAUGGACAGUGCGUGCAGCCCCAGGACUGACACAAUGAACAGCAGCACCAGCAGCAGACUGGGCCAGUUGAGGUCUGCCACACAUUUUUCAAUCCAUCAACUUUUUCCUGUAAUGUGUGUCAUUUUUACUAAGACAUGUUUAUCGUUAUUCUCAAUUGAAAUCACACCCAACUGUGCAUAACUUAAACACCUUCACUGUACGGUCAUCCUCCAGGAGAAGUGACACGGGUGGGGGAGGGGUGUCACGCAUAAAUAUACAUGAAAUGUCAUUCAAAUAUUAGGCAGAAGGUGGCGUAGUGGUGAAUUAGCAAAGCCAGCAACCAAGGGGCUGUUAGAAUAAAUGUUCUAAUUAAAAACUUUUACUUUGUGUACCCUUA
Paramormyrops kingsleyae is the source of this 3150-nucleotide messenger RNA. RefSeq lists its product as uncharacterized. The record is from RefSeq and is a predicted model, not a curated record. Gene Ontology annotation, molecular function: protein kinase A binding. Gene Ontology annotation, cellular component: cytoplasm. NCBI's taxonomy places the organism in Eukaryota, Metazoa, Chordata, Actinopteri, Osteoglossiformes, Mormyridae. Gene Ontology annotation, biological process: intracellular protein localization.